This is a messenger RNA of Aphanomyces invadans, 945 nucleotides long. RefSeq lists its product as hypothetical. The coding region runs from base 7 to 714 and encodes 235 amino acids. The record is from RefSeq and is a predicted model, not a curated record. Lineage: Eukaryota; Oomycota; Saprolegniomycetes; Saprolegniales; Verrucalvaceae. The transcript is spliced from 2 exons.
ACGGCAAUGGCAGCUGCGCUGAGGAGUUGGGCACGGCGACAUGGACCGCGAGGGAGACGCUCCAUGCACGACUUUCGAGACAAAAGCAGGCCAUGCACCAGUCCAUCCUUGAACGAGGCAGUCGCAUGGACUCCCGAAUCCUUUGCUAUGUACCUUGAUGGAACUGUGGGUCCAUUUAUCGCAUAUGUGUUCGGUCGUCUCCGGACAUUGUAUCCAGAGACCAAGGCUGGUCCAUGCUACCUACGAUUCUUGGAGAAGAUGUAUCUCAAGAACGCGCCGGCGUGGGGAGUGCAUGGAGUGGAGUAUCAAUGCCAAGACGUCGACGAGUACGACCGACUGACCCAAUUCGUCUUGCCGACCCUCGGCGAUCAAGAUGAACAGUCGGAGGGAACAUUCAAAUUACAUGCACCCAUCGCAUACGCGUCUGACAUGGUGACCUCCGCCGUCCCAGCGAACCCACUGCGCCUCAUCCAUGCGAUGCCGCCAUCGCCGUUGACACGAUCAAGAGGAUUAACUGGGACCAUCGUGCACGUUCCGUAUCCGCUACUCGACUUGAUCAAAGCGCAACCGACGCCCAAUUCCAUCGAAUGGGUGCUGGACAACAGAGUGCUGGGGCUGCCAGACGAUCCCGACAACCCCCAUCGACCGCCCUCGGCCGUGAUUCAGCUCUCGUACGACUACCGAGUCGUGUUUGAGCACCAUGCCCAGGCUUGACUGCGGCGUUUUCUCAAACGCAGGUGCCGCGACGCCAAGUUUGGGCUCCCCAAGACAUGCUCGCCCCACUCGACCUUCGAUCUCGUCACGUGAGACGAGGAGCGCAUGCGAACGCGCUUCUCGCUCGAGUAUAACCAAUUCUCCAGUAGAGACAUAUCGUUGCAUCAUGGACCUGGGAACGUGACCCGGCAUUCGAUUGCUGGGCAUCGAUGACGCAAACGGAGGGGGGCC